GAGAUGGAAGGGUUUGUGUCUAACUUAAUGGUCUGCAAUCUGGCCUAGAGCGGAAAGCUGGAGGAGUUGAAAAAAGAGAUCCUGGGCGAUAAAUCCCUGGCUACUAGAACUGACCAGGACAGCAGAACUGCAUUGCAUUGGGCAUGCUCAGCUGGACAUACAGAGAUUGUUGAAUUCUUGCUGCAACUUGGUGUGCCAGUGAAUGAUAAAGAUGAUGCAGGUUGGUCUCCUUUUCAUAUUGCUGCUUCUGCUGGCCAGGAUGAGAUUGUAAAAGCCCUUCUGGGAAGAGGUGCUCAAGUGAAUGCUGUUAAUCAAAAUGGCUGUACUCCCCUACAUUAUGCAGCUUCCAAAAACAGGCAUGAGAUCGCUGUCAUGUUACUAGAAGGCGGGGCUAAUCCAGAUGCUAAGGACCAUUAUGAGGCUACAGCAAUGCACCGGGCCGCAGCCAAGGGUAACUUGAAGAUGAUUCAUAUUCUUCUGUACUACAAAGCAUCCACAAACAUCCAAGACACUGAGGGUAACACUCCUCUACACUUAGCCUGUGAUGAGGAGAGAGUGGAAGAAGCAAAACUGCUGGUGUCCCAAGGAGCAAGUAUUUACAUUGAGAAUAAAGAAGAAAAGACACCCCUGCAAGUGGCCAAAGGUGGUCUGGGUUUAGCACUCAAGGGAAUGGUGGAAGGUUAAGCAGCUUGGAUUUAUUUUUACUUCAUAUGUUUUGUGGUUGUCCUCAGUGUCCUGGAAACAAAUAUACUUAUGCAUAAGACAUCAUCUAGUAAUAUGAAGGUUUUUUCACCUUCAAAGUAUUAUAAACACUUUGGCUAUUGUUUCUGCUGAGAUGUUUGUUCUAAGCUUACAAUUUGCUUUCCAGGCAUUGAAUAAUGUUGAGAUUUUUCUACUACUGUUGUAUAUAGAAUUUUGGUUAAUUUUGAAUAAGUGACUUUGUGGUUAUUGUGAGACUUCAUCACUCUCCCAUUCACCCUGUGUCCUUCUCUGAGUCAGAACAACCCCAUAGCCUCUGGUUAGUUGUUCUACCAAAUGUUUUUAGGUGGAUUCUAGAAUGUUGCUUCUAUACAAUUGAAACACAUCCUAACUCGUUUUUCAAGCUCACUUAGGCCUACACCAAAAAUUUCUGUUUUUUUCAACAGUACAUUUAAUUUUGUUAUAGGAAGAAUACUUACAUAUUUUAGAGGACCAUACUUUCAGUUGGAAAGUCUGCUAUUCCAAGUUUGGCAUUCAAAACCACUAAAAUAGUGACCAAUUAUAUCUUAUGUGCCCAUGUAUCUUUUUAAUGUGCUACUUCCCUCCAUAAAAAGUGUUGUUUUUAAAAAGGAAGUUUUAAAGUACCUAUAUUGUUAUCUUGUAUUAAAAAGAAUAUAAAUCUUGUUAACAUGCUAUGUUACAAAAAUGUACUUUGAUUUGUAUUUCAGAAACUAAAAAAAUAAAAUGUUGAGAGAAUGAAAAAAAA
Phyllostomus discolor (pale spear-nosed bat) is the source of this 1465-nucleotide messenger RNA. Its product is annotated as 26S proteasome non-ATPase regulatory subunit 10-like. The record is from RefSeq and is a predicted model, not a curated record. Gene Ontology annotation, molecular function: protein binding. The transcript has a single exon. Lineage: Eukaryota; Metazoa; Chordata; Mammalia; Chiroptera; Phyllostomidae.